CUCCAGUGCCAGUGUCGAACAAGUGUGGCCUUAUAAAAAGGACUGUGAAAGCAGCGGUACACAAUUAAUGAAGAGGGACUGAAUGGACUUCAGGCACAUUUGGAUGUAGAUUUCUGGCUGGAGAACCAGUUACACUGUGAGGCGACUGCAGACAGGCUUCCUCAGCUUCUCAAAGUGGCAUGUUAUGGCUGUCUAGAGUAACGCGUCAGCCACACAGAGACGACAACAUGAAGGUGACAACCCUGCUCAUCAUUUGCUCCUGUCUGAUCUUGGGGAGUCUUGGGAAGCCACAAUUCCCAGAGAGAGAGAAGGAUCCUAAAUUUUGGAAUGCGUGGGCCCAGCAGACGCUGAAGAACGCUCUGACACUGGAAAAACUCAAUAAAAACACAGCAAAGAAUCUCAUCCUCUUCCUUGGAGAUGGGAUGGGCGUUCCCACGGUGACGGCCGCUCGAAUACUGAAGGGUCAGCUGAUGGGACAGAGUGGAGAGGAGAUGCAGCUGGAGAUGGACAAAUUCCCUUUUGUAUCAUUGGCCAAGACAUACAACACUAACGCACAGGUGCCAGACAGUGCUGGCACAGCCACAGCUUACCUCUGCGGGGUCAAGGCCAACGAAGGCACCGUGGGCGUGAGCGCAGCUGCUGUCCGAUCCCAGUGUAACACUACAGAGGGCAAUGAGGUCACCUCCAUCCUCAGAUGGGCCAAGGAUGCAGGCAAGUCGGUGGGAAUAGUGACUACGACUCGUGUCAAUCAUGCAACUCCCAGCGCUGCUUACGCCCACAGUGUGGACAGAGACUGGUACUCGGACAACGAGAUGCCGGCUGAAGCCCUGCAAGCCGGCUGCAAGGAUAUCGCCAGACAGCUCUUCGAAAACAUUCCCGACAUCGAUGUGAUCAUGGGCGGAGGCAGGAAGUACAUGUUCCCCAAAAACACCUCAGAUGUCGAGUACCCCGGCGUGGCAAAGCACAGCGGCACACGGAAAGACGGGAGAAACCUGGUGGAGGAGUGGACUGACAGAAUGAAGGAUAAAAAAGGCCAUUAUGUAUGGAACAAGAAGCAGCUCUUAUCACUGAACCCUAACAACGUGGACUACUUAUUGGGUCUCUUUGAGCCUGGGGAUCUGACAUAUGACUUGGAGAGGAACACUGAGACUGAUCCUUCACUGACAGAGAUGGUGGAUGUGGCCAUCAAGAUCCUGAGGAAGAACACCCGUGGAUUUUACCUGCUUGUAGAAGGGGGGCGUAUCGACCACGGACACCAUGAGGGCAAGGCCAAGCAAGCUCUGCAUGAAGCGGUGGAAAUGGACAGGGCCAUUGGCCGCGCAGAUCUCAUGACAAGCAUCCACAAUACGCUGACCAUAGUUACUGCUGACCAUUCUCACAUGUUCAACUUCGGAGGCUACACAGCCAGAGGAAACACAAUAUUUGGUCUGGCCCCCAUGUUGAGUGAUGUCGAUCAGAAGCCCUUCACCUCCAUUUUAUAUGGGAACGGACCAGGAUACAAAAUGAUCAACGGUGCAAGGGAGAAUGUGUCCACUAUUGACUACCAGGAAAACAACUACCAGGCCCAGGCAGCUGUGCCUCUGAACAUGGAGACUCAUGGAGGAGAGGAUGUUGCUGUGUUUGCUAAAGGUCCUCUGGCUCACCUGCUUCAUGGGGUCCAUGAGCAGAACUACAUCCCCCACGUAAUGGCUUAUGCGGCCUGCAUCGGCCAGAAUAAGGAACACUGUAAGUUAAGCAGCGGGACUGCCGGUUUACGCCCCGUCCUCUCCAGCAUCGCAGCCCUUCUCACAGUCACCCGACUUCUCUGCUGACCUAUCCCUGACCAUUGUAAUCCUGUUAAUAUCCCUGUUUUAACAAGUCAAAAAUUUCAAGAUCUCAAUUUUUUGUUGUUGUUUUUUAAAUUUUUUAAUUUCACGCUACAGUAUUUUGAUCAUGGGACCACUAUUAAGGCACUGUCAUGUUAUGAUAAUUAAUGGACAAAAGCAUAAGGUUGUCAGUUUUAGUCUAUUCAGGCAAAUAUGUAAAACAUUACAAAAAUAAUCAUUCACCCCUGAUGCACUGAAGUGUAAAAUGGUGUUGCAGAGAUCUCAGUUGUGAUUUGUCUAUUUAAUAGUUUUUAUUAAGGAUUUUAGGACCUGUUAAACCUAUUUGUUAAAUGUAAACCCUUUAGGUUUGAAUUGAUAGAUUGGCAUUUCAAACAUUUGAAUAUGUUUCAUAUUUUAAAUGUGCAGUUAACAGAAUCUACCUCAUAAGCUUUCAAAAGAUCUCUCAUGUAAUUAUGGUGUCUUUACAACACAUUUCAAAGGACAAAUUUCACGCCAAAAUCAGAGGCAAUUGAAUGUAUAACAAACAAAAGAGAAGAUACAGUGGAUUUCUUGUCAUACACCUUGUGCAUACUUGCAAAAAGCUCUGAAAAAGCCCACCUGCCAAUGUUGUGUCCAAUAACAGAAGUUGUAAAAUCUCUUAACCAAUAAAGAAAAUGUGUUUGUUUUCUGAUAAUCUUAA
This is a messenger RNA of Seriola dumerili (greater amberjack), 2505 nucleotides long. It is a transcript of the gene alpl, whose product is annotated as alkaline phosphatase, liver/bone/kidney. Bases 180 to 1811 code for a protein of 543 amino acids. The transcript is spliced from 12 exons. Gene Ontology annotation, cellular component: plasma membrane. NCBI's taxonomy places the organism in Eukaryota, Metazoa, Chordata, Actinopteri, Carangiformes, Carangidae. Gene Ontology annotation, biological process: dephosphorylation. Gene Ontology annotation, molecular function: alkaline phosphatase activity. The record is from RefSeq and is a predicted model, not a curated record.